GUAUAAUCUAGAUUUUAAUUCAGCACCUAGGUUAGGUACCUAGGUUAGGUAGGUAUAAAAGAUGAUAUUAAUACAAAGACCAUACCUCCGCAUAUAAUUACUCGGACCCCUGCUAAACUAAGUAGUCGUGAGUAUCCUUGAUAUUCUUCGUUGAUAUAAUUAGGCUUAUUUUGCAUUGCAACCAAAGCCAGCUGCGGAGCAGGAUGCCCCUUUUCUAUGCCAAGAGACCUAUUUCAUGCCUACCUAACUUAUCCUGGCUGCAACUCGACUUUCGGAUUGGUGCGUUAAUAGAAAUGUAGACAUUGGCACCGACAACAUGUCGUGGAAUCGAUUACUCCGGUGCAAUGUCGCCAAGCUUGUAGGUAAAUAAAUUGCCCCUGGGCACUCCGGUGGAAGGAUACGCAGUAAUUUCAUGAGUUCGGCCAUUCACUGUCUAUAAAAAUGGCGCCUUCACCGCACUUAGAAGCACGACGGGACGAUAAUCCCAGUCUGCUUCUUGAUCUCUAUAAAUAUAAGAAACUUUAUAAUGGCUCGAUCUUUUAUUAUCGCGGCGGCGCUCACACUUGUCGCCGUUGUUCAGGCGCAGUGCGGCUCUGGCACUCCAGAUGCUACUGUGUCCGGUUCUGCCAACUCUUUCAAGGCCACUAAAGGCUCAAGUACAGUAUAUUCUGGCUCUGACUACCGCGCUGCGAUUCAGGCAGCUGUGGAUUCAAUAAGCAGCGGUCAACGAGUCUCCGUCAUGGCCUCGGGAUCCAUUGGAGCCAAUACUAUCACCAUUAGCAGUGGCAAGAUAUUCGAAGGCUGCGGUACUAUCGACGUUGGAAACCGGGCUGGGCAUGGUGCAAUUGAGUCGUUGGACACUUCUGGUGUUCAAAUUCCGUACCUUACCAUGACCGGGAAUCCGUAUUUUGGAUUGCGGUUUUAUGGCACCAAGAACCUGGUUCUUGGGAAAAUCACGAUGAAUCUUAGCGGGGGGUUGGGCAUCCGUUUCGACAGAGACGCAGCUGCAAACUCGAAUGUGAAGAUGGAUGUCAUCAAGGUUACCGGUGCUGGUAGUCAUGCUGUAGAGACCUGGAACAUUGAUGGCCUUGAAAUCAAUCAAGUCAUCGCGAAAGAUGUCGGCGAGUGCGGAUUACUGCUUCAGAAGACUAUUAACGCCAAUGUUAAACUUGUCGAUGGUGACAACGUCGCCAAAGGUACCGGGUACGCAACAUUUCGCAUGGCAAACAAUAACGGCCAAAAUGCUAACGGCAAUUACAACACCAAUGUUCAUGUUGACAAAGUUGUGUCCCGUGGUGGCGGUCGUGGCAUCUUCUGCGUUUCACAAUCUGGAGCAACUGUCAUCGAGAGCGUUGACCUCUCUAGCAACGGAAACAAUGCCAUUCUCAUUGAGAAUUGUUACAAUCUAUCGAUCCGCGGGGGCAUUGUCAAUGGAGGUGGAGAAGUACGUCUCGCGGCCCGCGACGAGUUUCCCAAUAACCGCGACAUUUGGAUCACCCUGACAGUAAACAAUAACUCCGUUCGUGAGUCUCCUUGUGGUGAGAAUACCAACUGGACGAUCGAAGGUAACGCCAGCAAGAAUAUUUGCUAGUUCGCGUAAAAAGAAGAAAGAGUACAGAUGAUAACGGGUGUUGCUGAACAUCUUGAACUACACUUGUUCAUUGAAACAAUAUACAUCCUAGACGGGACAGGCCAAUAGUAUUGACUGCUGCAAUUUCGGUCAAGCCUUUUAGUUUCGUUGGCCAUAGUUUUACUACAGUU
Molecule: messenger RNA, 1761 nt
Organism: Daldinia decipiens
Lineage: Eukaryota; Fungi; Ascomycota; Sordariomycetes; Xylariales; Hypoxylaceae
Exons: 2
Coding region: 527-1591 (354 amino acids)
Source: RefSeq, a predicted model, not a curated record